Molecule: messenger RNA, 7710 nt
Organism: Sitodiplosis mosellana (orange wheat blossom midge)
Lineage: Eukaryota; Metazoa; Arthropoda; Insecta; Diptera; Cecidomyiidae
Gene: beta-Spec
Product: spectrin beta chain
Exons: 11
Coding region: 473-7540 (2355 amino acids)
Biological process (GO): actin cytoskeleton organization; neuron development
Cellular component (GO): plasma membrane; cell junction; spectrin
Molecular function (GO): actin filament binding; phospholipid binding; structural constituent of cytoskeleton
Source: RefSeq, a predicted model, not a curated record
AAAUUCUCAAAUCGCUGCCAUGUAGUGACGACAUUUUUUUCUACUCUUCCAAUAAUACUGAGUACUCGAUCACGAACGGGCGUAGAAUUUUUCGGUGUUGUAUUUUAUUUUAACAGAAAAAAAAACUAAAUUAGUAUGUGAAGUUUUAAGACCAAUAUACAAACCGUUUAAAAAAAAAACUAUAAAAUAAUUCCGCCGAAAAAAAAUUGGUUACUUUUUGUUAGUGCACAGAUCAAAUUGGAAUACGAAAAAAAGGAAGAGAAAAUUUGGAUUUGUCAACCGAAUUAGUGAGAGAGUUUCGGUACGAAGAGAAGAUUCAAGAAAUUGAGAUAUUGUGAUUUUUGUGUACAGUGUGUGGCGACCAAACGCAACCACACGACUGCAGUAACAAAAACUGCCUAUGAACUAAUACACGAAUUGGAUUUUUAACCAAAAAAAAAACAAGCAUAGAUACUGAAACCAAACCGACAAAAUGACGACCGAUAUAUCUGUAGUGCGUUGGGAUCCGAGUCAGGGACCCGGCAGCGAAUAUAUUGAUGAAUACGAAUACGAUGGUGGCAACUCAAGUUCACGUCUUUUCGAACGAUCGCGUAUUAAGGCGUUGGCAGAGGAACGUGAGACAGUACAAAAGAAAACCUUCACAAAAUGGGUGAAUUCGCAUUUGGUACGUGUGAAUGCACGCAUUGGAGAUUUGUACGUUGAUAUGCGAGACGGUAAACAUUUGAUCAAAUUGCUGGAAGUGUUAUCUGGUGAACGUCUUCCGAAACCGACAAAAGGCAAAAUGCGUAUACAUUGUUUGGAAAAUGUAGAUAAAGCAUUGCAAUUUUUGCGCGAGCAGCGUGUCCAUUUAGAGAAUAUCGGUUCGCAUGAUAUCGUCGAUGGCAAUGCGAGUUUGAAUUUAGGUCUCAUUUGGACCAUUAUCCUGCGAUUCCAAAUCCAAGAUAUCACCAUCGAAGAGGUUGAUAACAAAGAAACCAAAUCAGCUAAAGACGCCCUGUUGCUGUGGUGUCAAAUGAAAACGGCCGGUUAUCAAAAUGUGAAUGUGCGCAAUUUCACCACAUCAUGGCGUGAUGGAUUAGCAUUCAAUGCAAUUAUUCACAAGCAUCGACCCGAUUUGAUUCAAUUCGAAAAAUUGACGAAAAACAAUCCAAUUCACAAUUUGAACAAUGCAUUCGACGUGGCCGAAGACAAAUUGGGCUUGACUAAAUUGCUUGACGCUGAAGAUGUGUUCGUUGAACAUCCCGAUGAGAAAUCGAUCAUCACGUAUGUUGUCACCUACUAUCACUACUUCAGCAAAUUGAAGCAAGAGACUGUGCAGGGCAAACGUAUCGGUAAAGUGGUUGGCAUCGCCAUGGAGAACGAUAAAAUGAUCAACGAUUAUGAGAGCUUUACCAGCGAUUUGUUGAACUGGAUCGAAACAACGAUUGUUUCGUUGGGUGAUCGUGAAUUUGCCAACUCAUUGAGUGGAGUGCAACAACAGCUAUCACAGUUUGCAAACUAUCGUACAGUUGAAAAACCACCGAAAUUCGUUGAAAAGGGCAACUUGGAAGUGUUGCUGUUCACUUUGCAAUCGAAAAUGCGAGCCAACAAUCAGAAACCGUACACACCGAAAGAAGGUCGAAUGAUUUCUGACAUCAAUAAAGCAUGGGAACGCCUGGAGAAGGCCGAACAUGAACGUGAAUUGGCACUGCGCGAAGAGUUGAUCCGUCAAGAGAAACUCGAACAACUUGCUGCCCGUUUCAAUCGUAAAGCAUCGAUGCGAGAGACUUGGUUAUCGGAGAAUCAACGACUUGUUAGCCAAGACAACUUUGGUUUUGAUUUGGCCGCUGUUGAGGCAGCCGCUAAGAAGCAUGAAGCCAUCGAAACCGAUAUCUUUGCAUACGAAGAACGUGUUCAAGCCGUUGUUGCUGUGUCCGAUGAAUUGGAAUCGGAACGCUAUCAUGACAUUGAACGAAUUGCAGCACGCAAAGACAACGUACUCCGUUUGUGGAACUACUUGCUGGAAUUGCUUCGUGCACGCCGAUCACGCUUAGAAUUAUCGCUUCAAUUGCAACAGAAUUUCCAAGAGAUGCUCUACAUUUUGGACAACAUGGAGGAUAUCAAGCAACGUUUGCUGACCGAUGACUAUGGCCGACAUUUGAUGGGUGUCGAAGAUUUGUUGCAGAAACAUGCUUUGGUUGAAGCCGACAUCAACGUAUUGGGCGAACGCGUAAAGAGCGUGGUUCAGAAUUCACAACGAUUCCUUGGCGAUGAUGCUGACGGUUAUAAACCAUGCGAUGUGGCGAUCAUUGUUGAUCGUGUUCAACAAUUGGAAGAUGCUUACGCUGAAUUGGUGCGUUUGGCCGUCGAACGUCGUUCACGACUCGAAGAAAGUCGUAAAUUGUGGCAAUUCUAUUGGGAUACAGCCGAUGAGGAAAAUUGGAUCAAGGAGAAAGAGCAGAUCGUAUCGACCGAAGAUAUUGGUCAUGAUUUGACCACCAUCAAUUUGCUGUUGUCAAAACACAAGGCUCUCGAGUCGGAGAUUCAAUCGCAUGAUGCACAAUUGCAAUCGGUUGCCCGGGUUGGCGACGAGCUCAUCAGCGAAGGUCACUUUGGUUCUGAACGCAUCAAGGAGCGUCUCAAGGAAAUUUUGGCAAUGUGGAAUCAUUUGCUCGAUUUGACAAAAUACCGUCGUCAGCGUUUGGAAAAUGCCGUUGGCUACUUCCAAUUGUUCGCCGAUGCCGAUGAUAUCGAUCAAUGGAUGUUGGAUGAAUUGCGUCUCGUGUCGUCCGAAGAUGUUGGCAAAGAUGAAUCGCAUGCCCAUUCAUUGCUUAAGAAACACAAAGAUGUUGCCGAUGAACUCAAGAACUACGCUGAAACCAUCGACCAAUUACACUUACAAGCCGAAGGGCUCACACUCACCGAUGAUGAACAACGCAAUGUAUCGGUACGUCUCACCUCGAUCGAUGAACGCUACAAGCAACUUAUGGAAUUAUCGAAAUUGCGUAAGCUUCGUUUGUUGGACGCUUUGAGUUUGUACAAACUGAUGUCAGAAGCCGAUGGCGUCGAGCAAUGGAUCGGCGAAAAGGAGAAGAUGUUGGACACAAUGUCACCAGGCAAAGAUAUUGAAGAUGUUGAAAUCUUGAAGCAUCGUUACGAUGGUUUCGACAAGGAAAUGAAUGCGAAUGCAUCUCGUGUGGCCGUUGUCAAUCAAUUGGCCCAUCAAUUGUUGAACCAAUUCAGCAGCGUUGAUCAUCCAAAUUCGGAGCAAAUCACCGAAAGACAGAAGCAUUUGAACGAAGAAUGGUCUCGUUUGCGUGACAAGGCCGAUGCUAAACGCGAUCAACUCAAUUCAGCCCAUGGCGUGCAAACAUUCUACAUCGAAUGCCGUGAAACCAUUUCAUGGAUUGAAGACAAGAAACGUAUUCUCAAUGAAACCGAUAACCUUCAAAUGGAUUUGACCGGUGUGAUGACAUUGCAACGUCGUUUGAGUGGUAUGGAACGCGAUUUGGCCGCCAUUCAAGCCAAACUCACCGCAUUGGAGAAGGAAGCCGAUGCCAUUGAGGGCGAACAUCCAGAAGAGGCAGCUGUGAUUCGUGAACGUAUCGCACAAAUUACAUUAAUUUGGGAACAAUUGACACAAAUGCUGAAGGAUCGUGACUCGAAACUCGAGGAAGCUGGCGAUUUGCAUCGUUUCUUGCGUGACUUGGAUCACUUCCAAGCCUGGUUGACCAAGACACAAACCGAUGUUGCAUCCGAAGAUCCACCAGAUUCAUUGCCCGAAGCCGAGAAACUGCUCAAUCAACACCAGAGCAUUCGUGAAGAGAUCGACAAUUACACCGAUGACUACAAGAAUAUGAUGGAAUACGGUGAACGUUUGACAUCGGAUCCAACACAAAACGAAGAUCCACAGUACAUGUUCUUGCGUGAACGUUUAAAGGCAUUGAAAGAUGGAUGGGAAGAGUUGCAACAAAUGUGGGAAAAUCGCCAAGUGUUGUUGUCACAAAGUUUGGAUGCGCAAUUAUUCAACCGUGACGCUCGUCAGGCUGAAGUUUUGUUGAGCCAACAAGAGCACUUCCUCAGCAAAGAUGAUACUCCGGUCAAUUUGGAACAAGCUGAAAAUCAAUUGAAACGCCACGAAGCAUUCAUGACCACAAUGGAAGCCAACGACGAUAAGAUCAAUCAAAUCGUUCAAGUGGCCGACACUUUGGUUGAAAAGGAACAUUAUGACGCUGAUAAGAUUAACAAACGCGCCCAGAAUGUCAACGAACGUCGUGAUUCGAAUCGCGAACGCGCCCACGAUCAACAUGAGAAACUCAAGAAUCAAGUGAAAUUGCACGAAUUCCUUCAAGAUUUGGAAGAGCUCACCGAAUGGGUACAAGAGAAGUACAUCAUUUCCGAGGAUGAGACAUACCGUAGCGCAAAGACCAUCCACUCGAAAUGGACACGCCAUCAAGCAUUCGAAGCCGAAAUUGCGGCCAACAAACAACGUUUGCAUGAUGCUGAACAAGCCGCCAAGGAGCUCAUGACCGAAAAACCAGAAUUCAAAGAAAUCAUCGAACCAAAAUUGAAAGAUCUAUCGAAAUCAUUUGAAGACUUGGAGAAAAAUACAAAAGACAAAGGCGCCCUAUUGUUCGAUGCCAAUCGUGAAGUAUUGGUUCACCAAACAUGUGACGAUAUCGAUUCGUACAUUACCGAUUUGGAGAAACAGAUCAUUUCUGCUGACACUGGCAACGAUUUGACAUCGGUCAACAUUUUGAUGCAAAAACAACAGACAAUUCAACAUCAAAUGGAAAUUAAGACGCGUCAAGUGAAAGAAAUGGAGAAACAGACCGAAUUCUUGAAGAAAACAAUUCCAGCCGAACAACAUGAGCCAAUUAUCCAGAAGAAGACCGCCGUUACCCAACGUUUCGAGCAAAUCAAGGCUCCAUUGUUGGAGCGUCAAAAGCAAUUGGAAAAGAAGAAGGAAGCCUUCCAAUUCGUACGCGAUGUUGAAGAUGAGAAACUGUGGAUCGAUGAGAAAUUGCCGGUGGUGCAAUCCGAUGAAUUCGGAAAUUCAUUGUUCAAUGUUAACGUACUCAAGAAGAAGAGUCAUACAUUGGCCACCGAAAUCGAUAAUCACGAGCCACUAAUCAACACCAUUUGCAAUAAUGGCCAGAAAUUGAUCGACGAAGGUCAUGAAGAUGCACCGAAAUUCGCUGAGCUCAUCCCAGAGCUCACCCGAAAGUGGCAAGCACUCAAAGAUGCCGUUGAUGAACGACGCAAGAAACUCGAUCAAUCGGAACGUGUACAACAAUACUUCUUCGAUGCGGCCGAAGCGGAGGCAUGGAUGAGCGAACAAGAGCUGUACAUGAUGGUCGAAGAUCGUGGCAAAGACGAAAUCACCGCACAAAAUUUGAUGAAAAAACACGAAAAUUUGGAACAAUCCGUUGAAGACUAUGCUGAAACGAUUCGUACACUCGGUGAAACUGCCCGUCAACUAACGGCCGAUGGCAUUCCAUACACUGAUUCCGUGGCCGUUAAACAAUCACAAUUGGACAAAUUGUAUGCUGGCUUAAAAGAUUUGGCCGGCGAACGUCGUGCUCGUCUCGAUGAAGCCUUGCAACUGUUCAUGCUUAACCGUGAAGUCGAAGAUUUGGAACAAUGGAUCGCAGAACGUGAACUUGUCGCUGCAUCACAAGAGCUGGGACAAGACUACGAUCAUGUCACUUUGUUGUGGGAACGAUUCAAGGAGUUUGCCAAGGAUACGGCUACAGUCGGUGGCGAACGUGUUGCUCGUGCUAACGGCGUUGCCGAUGACCUCAUUCAUGCUGGCCACUCAGACAGUGCCACAAUUGCCGAAUGGAAAGACGGCUUAAACGAAUCAUGGCAAGAUCUAUUGGAGCUCAUCGACACCCGUUCACAAAUGCUCGUUGCAUCACGUGAAUUGCAUAAAUUCUUCCACGAUUGCAAGGAUGUGUUGGGCCGUAUUCUCGAGAAGCAACACGGUGUUUCCGAUGAAUUGGGCCGUGAUGCAGGCACCGUAUCCGCAUUGCAGCGCAAACACAACAAUUUCAUUCAAGAUUUGCUGACACUCUACUCACAAGUGCAACAGAUUCAAGAGGAAUCGAUUAAAUUGCAGGCCGCCUAUGCCGGCGACAAAGCCAAGGAAAUCACAAAUCGCGAACAAGAAGUAUUGCAAGCAUGGGCCAAUCUACAAGGAAUGUGCGAAACACGCAAACAAAAACUAUCCGACACGGGCGAUCUCUUCAAAUUCUUCAACAUGGUGCGUACACUCAUGCUCUGGAUGGAGGAUGUUGUGCGCCAAAUGAACACAUCGGAGAAACCACGCGAUGUGUCCGGCGUUGAAUUGCUAAUGAACAAUCAUCAAAGUUUGAAAGCCGAAAUCGAUACGAGAGAAGACAAUUUUUCGGCCUGCUUGUCACUUGGCAAGGAACUUUUGGCCAGAAAUCAUUAUGCAUCUUCAGAUAUUAAAGACCGCUUGCUUCAGUUGACCAGCAGCCGAUCAGCACUGCUCGACCGAUGGGAUGAACGCUGGGAAAAUCUGCAACUCAUUUUGGAAGUGUAUCAAUUCGCACGCGAUGCUGCAGUUGCAGAAGCAUGGCUUAUUGCCCAAGAGCCAUACCUUAUGUCAUCCGAACUGGGUCAUACUAUUGAUGAGGUAGAGAAUUUGAUCAAGAAACAUGAAGCAUUCGAAAAAUCAGCAGCUGCCCAAGAAGAACGUUUCAUUGCUUUGCGCCGAUUAACUACAUUUGAGCUCAAGGAAAUUAAGAGACGUCAAGAUGCAGCUGAAGAGGCCGAACGUAAGCGACUUCAACAGGAGCAAGAGGAGCGUGCAGCCGCUGAGGCACAAGCCGAAGCUGCUCGUUUGGCUGAGACAAGAGAUUUACAUGAUGCUCCUGGAUCACCAACUCGUGAAGCAGAGGGUGGAUUCGAAUCGAGACGUUCAACUCCAUUUGCAUCGGGAUCAUCUUCACGAACACCGGGUAGUGGUGGUUCAUUGAAAAUUGGCCGCCGUUCUGGCGAACGAUCAAAAAGUCCAUUCCGUAGUUUCAGGUGGAAACGCGGCACUUCACGCAACAUUGAGCUUGAGUACGAUGAAGAAGGUGCCCAAGGUGAUGCUAGUGGCGUUGAAGGUGUUUUAAUUCGCAAACACGAUUGGGAAAGUACGACCAAGAAAGCAGCUAACCGUUCAUGGGAUAAGGUUUAUAUUGUGGCUCGUAACUCCCGGUUAACGUUCUUCAAAGAUCAGAAAGCAUCAAAGGCUUUGCCAGAAGCAACGUUCCGCGGCGAACUACCGUUAAUAUUGGAUGGCGCAAGCGUUGAUGUAGCCAAUGACUAUAAGAAACGAAAACAUGUGUUCAGAAUAAAGUUUGUCAAUGGCAGCGAAUUUUUGUUACAAGCGCACGAUGAUGCCGAAUUACAGCAGUGGGUCAGCGCAUUGAAGGCACAAUGUCAAACCGCAUCGGGAAGCGAAAGCCGUUCACAGACAUUGCCCGCAUCAUCACAGCAAAAAGAUGAGACCAAAAAGAAAUCAUUCUUUACACUGAAGAAAAAGUAAAUAUCCCAAUUUAAAAAAAAAGAAACCAAGCAAACCAGCCAAUUUUCACUUUUGCAUUUCUAUAUUGCAUUAUUUCUACAAGCAAACAAUUCUUUAAACAAAACAAUGAAGAAAUACUAAAUUAAAUUAAAACACAAUGUGCUUGUCAAAGUAAACAUCACACACCGACA